Prionailurus viverrinus (fishing cat) is the source of this 1944-nucleotide messenger RNA. RefSeq names its product leucine rich repeats and IQ motif containing 4 (gene LRRIQ4). Gene Ontology annotation, molecular function: protein binding. The coding region runs from base 128 to 1807 and encodes 559 amino acids. The record is from RefSeq and is a predicted model, not a curated record. The transcript is spliced from 6 exons. Lineage: Eukaryota; Metazoa; Chordata; Mammalia; Carnivora; Felidae.
AGUCUUGUGUUGGGGCGGGGGUAUCAGGGAGGGCUUUUUGUCGGAGGUGACUCUCUGACCGGCCCCAGCGAAUCCGUCCCAGGUGCUGGAGACCCACAGAUUUUGGAUAUUUGCAUUUUCCAUCAACAUGUCAAGUGACAUGAUAAAACGAGGACAUUCCGUUAAAAUUCAUCAGAAAGUUGAUCCACAACGGGCCACUGCUAGAACCUUUUUCAUUGAUGCUUCUAAUCAGAGCUUGACUACCAUUCCACCAGAGAUCUUCGACCUCGAAGAAUUAGAAGAAGUGCAUCUGGAAAACAACCAGAUUGAAGAAAUCCUCCGGGGUAUUCAGCAUUUAAAGAACGUCCGGAUCCUCUACCUGAACAAGAACAAGCUGAGAAAGCUGUGCCCAGAGCUGGGCACGCUGAGCAGCCUGGAGGGCCUGGACCUGAGCGACAACCCGCUCCUGUCCUCGUCCCUUCCUGUCCUCAGAGGCCUGCGGGGGCUGCGGGAGCUCCGCCUGUACCACACUGACCUGGCCGAGAUCCCCGUGGACCUCUGCAAACUCCUCCACCACCUCGAGCUGCUUGGGCUGGACGGAAACCACCUGAAAUCUCUGCCCAAGGAAGUAGUGAACCACACCAAACUGAGGGAGAUCUACCUGAAGCAAAACCAGUUUGAAGUCUUUCCUCCCGAGCUCUGUGCUCUCUCCAACCUGGAGAUCGUUGACCUGGAUGACAACAAACUAACUGCCAUCCCACCGGAGAUUGGGAACCUGACCAGGCUGCAGAAGUUCUACGUGGCUCGCAACAACCUGCUCCUCCUACCCGAGUCGCUGUGCCAGUGCAGCAAACUGUCCGUGCUGGAUCUGUCCCACAACCGCCUCCACUCGCUCCCGCACUCCCUGGCCGAGCUGUCGGGGAUGACGGAGAUUGGGCUGAGCGGGAACCACCUGGAGAAGGUGCCACGCCUCAUCUGCAAGUGGACCUCGCUGCACCUGCUCUACCUCCGCGACACCGGCCUGCGGGCGCUGCGGCGCUCCUUCCGGCGGCUCGUCAACCUGCGCUUCCUGGAUCUCAGUCAGAACCAUCUGGAACGCUUUCCGCUGCAGAUCUGUGCGCUCAGGAACCUAGAGAUCCUGGCGCUGGAUGAUAAUAAAAUAUGCCAGCUACCUCCAGACUUUGUAUCCCUUUCAAAACUGAAGAUGCUUGGAUUAACAGGGAAUCAGUUGGCUUCAUUUCCAGAAGAAAUCCUUUCUUUAGAGUCUUUAGAGAAAUUAUACAUUGGGCAAGACCAGGGAGCCAAGCUCACCCAUAUUCCAGAAGACAUUAGUAAACUACAGAAUCUUAAAGAGCUGUAUAUAGAGAACAAUCAUCUGGAGUACCUGCCCACAUCCUUGGGAUCCAUGCCUAACCUGGAAAUUCUUAAUUGCUGCCACAACCUGCUUAAGCAACUUCCAGAUUCCAUUUGCCAAGCACAAGCUUUGAAAGAAUUACUGCUUGAGGACAACUUGAUCACCUGUCUUCCAGAGAAUUUGGAUAGCCUGAUGAAUCUAAAGGUUUUGACACUGAUGAACAAUCCUAUGGAGGACCCCCCAGGAGAAGUGUGCGCCGAAGGCAAUCAGGCUAUAUGGACGUACUUUAAGACAAAAAGAAACAGGAAAAUAAUGGCAACAAAGAUUCAGGCAUGGUGGCGAGGAAUAAUGGUCCGGAAAGGACUGGGGAGAUUUGAAGAACUAAAAGUGCAAAAGAAAGGAAAGCCUUCUCCAAAAGAUAAGAAAAGGGGGAAAAAUGCAAAAGGAAAAGCUGUGAAGAAAAAUAAGAAAUAAUUCUAUAAUGAAUUGAGGUAAUGAACCCCGAUGGAUUACGAAGGCAAAACAUCUAGGAAUUAGAUACCUAGCACACUAAAAUUAUUCAUAGAAUUAUGGUUAUGUGUAAAAAUAAAGAUUCUCAAUUUAUUGAAAUA